UCUGGUUGUGACACAGCAUGGCGACAACAGGGAAGGUCAUCCGCUGCAGAGCUGCGGUAGCAUGGGAGGCCGGAAAACCCCUCGCAAUGGAGGAGGUGGAGGUGGCGCCUCCUAAAGCUGGGGAGGUUCGCCUCAAGAUUAUGGCCACAGGGAUCUGUCACACUGACUCCUACACACUGAGUGGGUCCGACCCUGAGGGAGUCUUCCCUGUAGUGCUGGGCCACGAGGGUGCUGGUAUUGUGGAGAGUGUCGGGGAGGGAGUCAUCCAGUUUAAACCAGGUGACACCGUCAUACCCUUGUAUGUCCCGCAGUGCAGAGAGUGCAAGUUCUGUAAGAACCCCAAAACCAACUUGUGUCAAAAGAUCAGGCUCACUCAGGGCAAAGGCUUGAUGCCAGAUGGGACCUCCCGUUUCUCCUGCAAGGGCAAGAGCCUCUUCCACUUCAUGGGCUGCAGCACAUUCUCUGAGUACACAGUGGUGGCUGAGAUCUCCCUGGCCAAAGUGAAUGACAAGGCCCCUCUGGACAAGGUGUGUCUGCUGGGCUGUGGUAUCACAACCGGCUAUGGAGCAGCGUUGAACACUGCCAAGGUGGAGGCUGGGUCAACCUGUGCUGUGUUUGGUCUGGGAGCACUAGGUCUCGCAGCAAUCAUGGGCUGUAAAGUAGCCGGAGCCACAAGAAUCAUUGGAAUUGAUCUCAACCCUGACAAGUUUAAAACGGCUCGCGAGUUUGGUGCCACAGACAUGGUGAACCCUAAGGACCACAGCAAACCAAUCCAAGAGGUCCUAGUAGAGAUGACAGAUGGAGGCGUUGACUACUCCUUCGAAUGUGUGGGCAAUGUGGCAAUCAUGAGGGCAGCCCUGGAGGCCUGCCAUAAAGGAUGGGGUACCAGCGUCAUCAUCGGUGUGGCAGCAGCUGGGAAAGAGAUUGCCACCCGACCAUUCCAGCUGGUGACUGGCCGCACAUGGAAGGGCACUGCCUUUGGAGGUUACAAGAGUGUCGACAGUGUUCCCAGACUGGUGGAGGAGUAUAUGAAUAAGAAACUGAAAGUGGAUGAAUUUGUGACUCACACUCUGCCCUUUGAGAAGAUCACCGAUGGGUUUGAUCUCAUGCAUGCUGGAAAAUGCAUUCGCGUCGUCCUCCAGUUCUAGAGGCACACAGUGGAGCACACAGAAACCACAAUCUCACUCCAUGUUUACUCUGCUCAAUUUAAUAAAUAAUCUUUCAGCUCCCUG
Messenger RNA from Scomber japonicus (chub mackerel), 1232 nucleotides. RefSeq names its product alcohol dehydrogenase class-3 chain L. Gene Ontology annotation, biological process: formaldehyde catabolic process. The transcript is spliced from 9 exons. The coding region runs from base 18 to 1148 and encodes 376 amino acids. Gene Ontology annotation, cellular component: cytosol. The record is from RefSeq and is a predicted model, not a curated record. NCBI's taxonomy places the organism in Eukaryota, Metazoa, Chordata, Actinopteri, Scombriformes, Scombridae. Gene Ontology annotation, molecular function: S-(hydroxymethyl)glutathione dehydrogenase [NAD(P)+] activity; zinc ion binding.